GUUGGCUGCAUGAUCACUGUUCUGACCUGCAGGCUACAGUGAACCCAAGGCUGCUUCUUCAAAAGGAGAGCAGAGCAAGCUCUUCCCACAGAACCUUGUAGAGAACUUGAUCUGACCAUGCAUUGGCUGUGGAAACUUAAGCGAUUUUGCACCUUGAGGGGCAUUGCGAUAUCCAGCCGCCCUCUCCACAUUAGUGCCAGACAGCUGACAUCAGUACCAUGGGGCCACCAGGACAUGCCUGCCAAGUUCAACUUUGUGAGCGAUGUAGUGGAUCAUUGGGCUGACAUGGAGAAGGCCGGCAAGAGACCUCCUGGGCCAGCGCUGUGGUGGGUGAAUGGUGGAGGGGACGAAGUGAAAUGGAACUUCAGAGAACUGAGUACAAUGAGUCGGCGGGCGGCCAACGUCCUCUCCGGGUGCUGUGGCCUGCAGCGCGGGGACCGCGUGGUGGUAGUGCUGCCCCAAGUCCCCGAGUGGUGGCUGGUGACCCUGGGCUGCGUGCGAGCAGGCCUCGUCUUCAUGCCUGGAACUAUCCAGAUGAAAUCCAAAGACAUACUCUACAGGCUGCAGGUGUCUAAGGCCAAGGCCAUUGUAGCCGGGGACGAAGUGGCCCCUGAAGUGGACAGUGUGGUGGCUGACUGUCCUGCUCUGAGAAUCAAGCUACUUGUGUCUGAGAGAACCCGGGAUGGGUGGCUGGACUUUAAGACAUUACUCAAGGAGGCUUCCACUGUGCAUCGCUGUGUGGAGUCUGGAACCCAAGAAGCAGCUGCCAUCUACUUUACUAGUGGAACCAGUGGCCUCCCCAAGAUGGCAGAGCACUCCCACGCCAGCCUGUUCCUCAAAGGCAAGAUGGAUGCUGGCACUUGGACAGGCUUGCAAGCCUCUGACCUCAUCUGGACCAUAUCAGACACAGGCUGGAUUGUGAACAUUUUGACCACCCUUCUGGAGCCUUGGACUUUGGGAGCAUGCGUAUUUAUCCAUCUCUUGCCAAAGUUUGACCCACAGACCAUCUUAAAGGUGCUAUCCAGCUAUCCCAUCAACAUCAUGGUGGGUGCUCCCCUUGUUUACCGGAUGUUGCUUCAGCAGGACCUUUCCAGUUACAAGUUCCCACACCUAAGGAACUGCUUCAGUGGAGGGGAAUCUCUGCUUCCAGACACUCUGAAGAACUGGAAGACUCAGACAGGAGUGGAUAUCCGAGAAUUCUACGGCCAGACAGAAACGGGGCUGACCUGCAAAGUGUCCAGCACAAUGACAAUCAAGCCGGGCUACCUGGGAACAGCCAUUCCCCACUAUGAUGUCCAGGUCAUAGAUGAUGAAGGCAACAUCCUGCCACCUGGCAAAGAAGGAAACAUAGCAGUCAGGGUCAAGCCCAUCAGGCCUGUGGGCAUCUUCUGUGGCUAUGUGGACAAUCCCAAGAAGACAGCAGCCAACAUUCGAGGAGAUUUUUGGCUUCUAGGAGACCGGGGAAUAAAGGAUCAAGAUGGAUAUUUCCAGUUCCUGGGGCGAGGAGACGAUAUAAUUAACUCCAGUGGGUACCGGAUCGGACCCUCAGAGGUGGAGAAUGCACUGAUGGAGCACCCUGCCGUGGCUGAGACGGCCGUGGUCAGCAGCCCGGACUCUGUGCGAGGAGAGGUGGUGAAGGCCUUUGUGGUGCUGACCCCACACUUCCUGUCCCAUGACAAGGACCAGCUCACCAGGGAACUGCAGCAGCAUGUGAAGUCAGUGACGGCUCCAUACAAGUAUCCCAGGAAGCUGGAGUUUGUGUUGAACCUGCCCAAGACCAUCACAGGGAAAAUCUCCCGAGAAAAACUUCGAGCCAUGGAGUGGAAGACUUCUGAGCACUCCCAGGCCCAGUGAGACUCUGGAGAUUUUGUGGGGUUCCCUGAAUUAUCUCCUUUCCUUUGCCUUUGG
Octodon degus (degu) is the source of this 1908-nucleotide messenger RNA. RefSeq names its product acyl-CoA synthetase medium chain family member 2B (gene Acsm2b). Gene Ontology annotation, molecular function: fatty-acyl-CoA synthase activity; fatty acid ligase activity. The record is from RefSeq and is a predicted model, not a curated record. Gene Ontology annotation, cellular component: mitochondrial matrix. Gene Ontology annotation, biological process: fatty acid biosynthetic process; acyl-CoA metabolic process. The transcript is spliced from 14 exons. NCBI's taxonomy places the organism in Eukaryota, Metazoa, Chordata, Mammalia, Rodentia, Octodontidae. The coding region runs from base 118 to 1854 and encodes 578 amino acids.